Messenger RNA from Medicago truncatula (barrel medic), 1909 nucleotides. RefSeq names its product glycosyl hydrolase 5 family protein. Lineage: Eukaryota; Viridiplantae; Streptophyta; Magnoliopsida; Fabales; Fabaceae. Bases 26 to 1636 code for a protein of 536 amino acids. The transcript is spliced from 3 exons. Gene Ontology annotation, molecular function: hydrolase activity, hydrolyzing O-glycosyl compounds. Gene Ontology annotation, biological process: polysaccharide catabolic process. The record is from RefSeq and is a predicted model, not a curated record.
GUAAGCUACGAGUAAAAACUACAAAAUGAGCAAAUCAUCCCUUUUAUUAGUUUCAACCAUUUUCAUAGCCAUACUAACCUCAUACUGUUGCAACUCAUUUCCACUCUCAACUCAAAAGAGAUGGAUCAUAGAUGAUGCAACAGGAGAAAGAAUGAAACUAACUUGUGCACAUUGGGUUGGACAUGCAACUCCAAUGCUUGUUGAAGGUCUUGACAAAUUGCCUAUACAAGACAUAGCUAAUCAAAUUGCUAAGUCAGGUUUCAAUUGUGUCCGUUUGUCUUAUGCUACUUACAUGUUCACACGACAUGCAAAUGAUACAAUUCGAGAUACACUUUAUAGUCUCGAUAUACCUAAGGAUGUUGUGUCGGCUAUUGAGAAACAUAAUCCUUUGAUGUUGAACAUGACACAUGUUCAAGCUUAUGAAGCUGCUAUUGAUGCUCUUGGAGAAAAAGGUGUUAUGGUGCUUAUUGAUAAUCAUGUUAGUAUGGCAGAGUGGUGUUGUGAUAAUAAUGAUCAGAAUGGAUUCUUUGGUGAUAGGCAUUUUCAUCCUGAUGAAUGGCUUCAAGGUUUGGCUUUUAUAGCUAAGCACUUCAGGGGAAAACCCAAUGUGAUAGCCAUGGACUUGAGAAAUGAGCUAAGAGGUGGACGUCAAAAUUUGCCCGAUUGGUACAAGUACGUAAGCCAAGGAGCAAGCACAAUUCACAAACACAACCCAGAUUUAUUAAUCGUCAUUUCAGGGUUAAACUUUGACAAUGACCUUUCAUUUUUGAAGAAAAAGACCCUUGAUCUAAACUUCACCAACAAAUUAGUGUACGAGGCACACAUUUAUUCCUUCUCAGGAAACCAAGAUAGGUGGAAUUUGCAACCAAUGAAUUGGGUUUGUUCCUCUGUCAUUGAAAAUUUAAACGACCAAGCUGGUUUUCUCAUUAGUGGUAACAAUCCAGUACCUUUAUUCAUAAGCGAAUUUGGAUAUGACAUGACUGGUGGCAAUGCCGUGGACAACAAAUUCAUGCCAUGCUUUGUGUCUUAUGCUGCCUCUGUUGACUUGGAUUGGAGCUUGUGGUCUUUUGGUGGAAGCUACUAUUUUAGAGAAGGCAGUGUUGGGGCUGGUGAGACAUAUGCUGUAAUGGACUAUGAUUGGAAAAAUUACAGGGACCCAAAAUUCCCUCAGAAAUUUCAGCUUCUCCAGAAGAAAAUUCAAGAUCCAACUUCAAACCUCUCAAAGUCUCAUAUAAUGUUCCAUCCAUUGACCGGUAAGUGCGCUCACGCGAAUGGGAGUAACAAUGAACUUGUAUUGGGAGAUUGUAAGAGUCAUAGCGAAUGGAGUUUUGAGGGAGAUGGUUCUCCAAUAAGGUUGAUGGACUCUGCUAUGUGUCUAAAGGCAGAGGGUGAAGGGCUUCCUGCAACCCUCUCAGAACAUUGCCUGUCACCGCAAAGUUCCUGGAAAUCUGUCUCAAAGACUGGUCUUCACUUGGCCACCUCUCAUGGGAAUGGACCCCUUUUUUGCUUGGAAAUGGAGUCAGAUUCCUCCAAGAUAGUGACCAGAAAAUGCAUCUGCAUAGAUGAAAAUGAUUCUUCAUGUUUGGACAACCCCCAAAGCCAGUGGUUCCAACUUAUUUCAACCAAUUUUAGUUAGGAAUUAGGAUCAUGCAAAUUAAAUUUGGUAGGAAUCUAGAGUGUGUCGGUUGCACUACUACCUAGUCCCUUCAGAUUUUCAUAUUUUUCAGUCGUAGUAACUAGAAAGGUCAUUUAGGGACUACUCUUUUCAGUGGUAGUAACUAGUAAGGUCAUUUAGGUAAUAAUGUCGCUGUCUACUCUUUUCAGUGGCAGUAACUAGUAAGGUCAUUUAGGUUAUAAUGUCGUUGUCUACUCUAACUCUAUUGCAGCACCAACAUCAUGCUAUAUUAGU